CGCCUGGCCCUCUCUGGCCUGCAGCUUCGGCUCAGGUGACAGGGUGGAGAGAGGAGCAGAGGGGAGGGGACGGGGCGGGCCCGGGCGGACUGGGAAGAGCCCGGCCCACAGUCACUGUCACCCCACUUGUGCUCCUCUCUCCACCGUGUCACCGAGGACCCUUGUCUACGCACCAGGGCACCCGCAGUAGCUACUUUGGCUCUUGGAACACCGCUGUGAGCUAGGCGUCUCGAGUUUAAAAAACUGUUUUAGGAACACAUCUGGUGGUAUAGUUUCAGAAUGUCAAGUACUGUGUCCUUCUGGAUCUUAAGUUCUGCAAGGAACAGCAUUGCCGCAUUGCAAGGGGGCAGACAUUUGUAUGUAAGGUGUGCCUCAAAUGGAAAUAUGUCAAAAUGGAGGCCCUUUUCUCAGGCACCAGCCACCCUAAAAAACCCUGCCUCACGUGGUGGUUUUGCAAUGCAGAAAGCCUACAGACACACAUCGACAGAGGAAGAUGAUUUCCACUUGCAGCUCAGUCCUGAGCAGGUAAACGAAGUACUGAGAGCUGGUGAAUCAGCCCACAAGAUAGUUGACCUCGUCAGUGGAGUCCCAAAUUCAGUGUUGCGGUAUGAGAGCAACCAGCUGGCUGCCAAUUCCCCAGUGGAGGACCGGCGAGGCGUAGCCUCCUGCCUGCAGACCAAUGGGUUGAUGUUUGGCAUCUUUGAUGGACAUGGUGGCCAUGCAUGUGCUCAAGCAGUGAGCGAGAGGCUCUUCUAUUAUGUGGCAGUGUCACUGAUGUCCCAGCAGACCCUGGAGCAGAUGGAGGGAGCGAUGGAAAGCAUGAAGCCCCUGUUGCCCAUCCUGCAGUGGCUCAAACACCCAGGGGCCAGUAUCUACAAGGAUGUCACAUCAGUGCAUCUUGAUCACCUCCGUGUGUACUGGCAGGAGCUGCUUGGCCUGCACGUGGAAAUGGGACUGAGUAUUGAAGAAGCAUUGAUGUACUCCUUCCAGAGACUGGAUUCAGACAUCUCGCUGGAAAUUCAGGCCCCCCUGGAAGAUGAGAUCACAAGGAACCUAUCACUCCAAGUUGCUUUCUCUGGAGCAACAGCUUGUGUGGCCCAUGUUGAUGGAGUUCACUUGCAUGUGGCAAAUGCUGGUGACUGCCGGGCCAUUCUUGGUGUCCAGGAGGACAAUGGCAUGUGGUCUUGUCUGCCUCUCACCCAUGACCAUAAUGCCUGGAACCAGGCUGAGCUGUCACGGCUAAAGGGGGAGCAUCCUGAGUCAGAAGACAGGACAGUCAUCAUGGAUGACAGGCUACUGGGUGUCCUCAUGCCAUGCAGGGCCUUUGGGGAUGUUCAGCUGAAAUGGAGUAAAGAGCUGCAACGCAGCAUCCUGGAGAGAGGCUUUGACACUGAGGCCCUCAACAUUUACCAGUUCACCCCCCCACAUUACCAUACUCCACCCUACCUGACUGCUAAGCCAGAAGUCACAUACCACCGGCUGAGGCCCCAGGAUAAGUUUCUGGUGCUGGCUUCAGAUGGCCUGUGGGAUAUGGUGGGAAAUGAAGAUGUGGUGAGGCUGGUGGUGGAGCACCUGGCUGAAGCAGGUCAGCACAAGCCAAACCUGGUCCAGAGACCUGCCAAGCUGGGACUCAUGCAGAGCCUGCUACUGCACAGGAAAGCCCAGGGGCUCCACGCUGCCGACCACAAUGCGGCCACACACCUGAUCAGACAUGCCAUAGGGAGCAAUGAGUAUGGGGAGAUGGAGCCAGAGCGGCUGACAGCCAUGCUGACAUUGCCAGAGGACUUGGCGAGGAUGUACAGGGAUGAUAUCACUGUCACUGUGGUGUAUUUUAACUCAGACUCAAUUGAUACAUAUUAUAAGGAAAGUUAAGAGUCUCCCAUGCUAUUGCCAUGGUUAAUUUAAAUACUCUUCUAAGACAUUUUCACUUACUCUUAAACUGGCUGAUAUUCAAACCUUACUAUUAAAAGGGCAGGCAGAUACAGUUUGCUUAUUAAUAGACUAACAUGAGGUAAAAAACAGUCUAGGUUUAAAAACAAUAGCAGCGAUUUCAUAUCACCUUCUACUCAGAGAAGGCUGAGCGUAGGGACCACAGAAUUGGCUUGGGUUCAUAAAGCUGAAGUCCUUUGGGCUUAGACACUGUUAAAUGGUGUCAACCUGAGCCUUCAGAGGAUAAAUUUAAUCAUGGUUCUAAGACUGAAGAACUUCAGGAUCCUCUGAGGUCUUGCUAUUAAAUCUGCAAAUUUGACAAUUCUUCCCCAAUUUACAAUCAUGAACUUCUACGCUGUGAAGGGAGGUUUGGUUUUUUGUUUUUAAUUUCCUAAUAUCUGGGUUUACAAAGCACAUUACAGAACACUUUUCUAUGCAAUAUUCUAACUUUUUUGUGAUUAUACUUGUGGAAAUAUUUUGUAAUGCUGCAUUCUCAUUCUGUUUUAGUUUAUUUUAAAACCAAGUCCUCAAACUUGCAAACAGGCAUGCUGUAAGCAUGCUUGGCAUGUCUUGGUUUUCAGCUGUGGAUAACGGGCUAGGCCUCUAGACCAGCAGAAUUUACUUCAGCAGCUUGUUGUCCCCUUCGCUGAGGACUCCACCACUGAGUCCUACCCCCUGGAACCUUUGAGCCAUACCAGGAAGUAACUUCUGUCUAAGGCUUUAACUCCUGGCCUUUCCUGCAUUAAUAAAAUUUCCUCCAGGGUUUAGCCUCUGGGGAUUUAUCAUAGCACUUAACUUUUCCUGAUUAUACCUCUUAAACAUUCUGUUAAUUCCACCUAAUGCUCCUAUUUGUGCUAUGCUCUACUCCCUCACCCUGCUGCUGCAAUACUGGUUGGAAAAAUUGCUCCCUCUUCAAAUGGCCUCAAGGAAGGAGACAAUGUGAUCCUAUAUGGUAGUUGGGACAGAUGUUUAGGUGGGACUGGUUUAUGCUGCCGAUUGUGGACUUAAGAUUCAGCCCAAAUCUGGAGAGGUGAAAACAUGAAGGCCUUAAGAACAGUCACUCACCACGGCUCCCUGUCUGCAUCCUGAGAGGCAGUGGGGAGGAGGGAGGAAGGGGAUUUGUCAAGAUGGGACAGUACUUAUCCCUAGACUGUGGGAUAAGUUGUCACUGCUAUUCCUCAGGAACUAGAAACAUUUAGUAUAGAACUUUGGGCGAAAAUAAAAAUGUAACCUGUAAUUGCUUCUGUGGGCUUCGCAGUCUGUGUUUAUUGGAAAAUUGAACCAUGUGGGUCCUCUUUGGGGGGAUGAAUUUGUGUUCUCAUGAAUUGCUGUGGCAUUUAAACAACAGGAAAUGUGUCCCUAAAUGGAAACACAAAUAUAAUCCCACAAAAUUGACAGUUUUAUCUUCCUGCACUGCAUUAGUUGAUCCCUCUCCUCAUCUCACCCUGCCUGCCACCCACUGAAAGAACCAAAUAAGUAGGUUUGGCUUGCUCACUAUUUUUUUUUUUUUUUGGCUUGCUCACUUUUGUCCAUGUCCAGUGACAUCAUUCAAGUGUUACGAUACUUCUAGCCCGGCAUGGGGAACGUUUCCCUGUACAUUUUCCUGUGUAACUAUUUAGCUAUAUGGCUUCGUCUAAGAAAUUCUCUUUUGAAUGCUAAAGCCUUGGUGUUUUUAUUCUGAAACCAUUAGUAUUCUUUCUGAUCUCCUGGAUCUUAACUCAGAAAUAAAAUGUGAAUCACUACCAUUCCGCUCACAUGAAGACUUGUUGCUAGAGCCAAAGACGGCUGGUCUGACAUCCUUUGUGUCUCAUGACCAGCUAAACCCUGGCAUGCCCCUGGAGCAUUUACCAGGAUCACAGAGUGUCUGAAUCCUGUUUUGAAGCCUAGUGUGGGUUAUAAAUGUAUCUGGCUCAGUAACUUGUGGGACAGCUGAAAAAAUACAGACUUCCCACCUGCUUCUCCAAGCAUAUCUGUGUUUUUCUCUCUGCCUAAUUGAUUUCCUGCUUUCUAAUUGGUAUGAGAAGGAAGAAAGUCUGCUUUUAUUGUCUGCCUUUCUUUACACUGUGAACUUUGUCAGGUCUUUCAUAAAUGCUCCAAGGAGUACCUGCUUCUGGCUAAAUAAAACCCCAUGUGUCUGUCUCCCUGACCACCAUUCCGUUAUCAUUAGCCUUCCUGAGACAUACGGGCUACUGCUUGAAGACAGUGGGAUUUGAGAAGGGAUUGGUGAUAUUCGUCAGGUGUUCCAAAGCAUUUAUCAUUGCUUUUAUGUAAAGGUUUCAAUAUUGAGACAUCUGAAAUGAACUAAAAAAAUGAGAUUGAACUUGGAGUGCUUUGGAUAUAACUUUUGAAUAAAGUAUGCUUUGGUGCUUUAAA
Messenger RNA from Manis pentadactyla (Chinese pangolin), 4302 nucleotides. It is a transcript of the gene PDP2, whose product is annotated as pyruvate dehydrogenase phosphatase catalytic subunit 2. The record is from RefSeq and is a predicted model, not a curated record. Bases 280 to 1872 code for a protein of 530 amino acids. NCBI's taxonomy places the organism in Eukaryota, Metazoa, Chordata, Mammalia, Pholidota, Manidae. The transcript has 2 exons. Gene Ontology annotation, biological process: protein dephosphorylation. Gene Ontology annotation, molecular function: cation binding; protein serine/threonine phosphatase activity.